CUUUUUUUGACAUGGCUUUUGGCUUCAUUUCAUUAUUUUGACAUUUCGAUGUCAAGCGCUCCGUAUUUCUUUGAAAAAAGUCGAUUUUUCAACGUUUUCCAUUAUUUCUGCACUUUUUACGAUCGAAUAAAAACGCACAGAAGUUAGUACAAUACAACAGCGAGCCUGAAAAGAUCGCGAUCCCCAGAAAUUCCGCGAGAAACAUGUGACACGAAUACGAAAAAGGGCUUCCAGAUCGUCAAUGUGACAGAAAUGUUUUCUGCCAUCGCGACGAGCCAGCGCCACCGCGGAGCCUCGGAGACCACAACGCGUGCUACACGAGAAGCGAAAUAGGGGAAGCGCGUUAAAAAUGAGCGCGAGAUGGCCAGUCCGCCACCGAACCCUAGUGAAGGCGAGGAGGGCGGCUCCGAGUUCGCGGAGGAGCCGAGCGGGGAACGCGCGGCCGCCCCGCAGAAGACGUUCAUAGCGCCGCCCGCCUCGCAGCUGCCCACCAAGCUGCAGUACGUGGCGCUGGGCGCGCCCGGGCCCAGCGGUGGCAUCAAGCAGUGCUUCCGCACCGUGAAGGCGGCGCGCCGCGUGCCCACGCUGCCCCGGCGGCCCCGGGAGCCCGACGCCGCGCCCGCCUCCGUCUCCGCCUCCGCCUCGCCUGCCCCCGGAGCCCCGCAUCCGCACCCACACCCGCCCGCCUCCUCCGAGCGCCGCCGACGAGACCGCACCAAGCGCCACGUCUGUACCACCUGCGAGAAGCGCUUCUCCAGCCCCGGGAAACUCACCCAGCACGUCCUCUCCCACACUGGUGAGCUGCCUUUCUCGUGUGAGCUCUGCGACAAGAGAUUCAAUUCAAAGUUUAAGCUUGUACGUCAUAGUUUAAUCCACAGUGAGGCUCGCGCCUUCGCCUGCAAUAUUUGUGGCAAAACGUUCAAUCGAAAAGAUCACCUCACCAAUCAUGUUAGAGUUCAUAACCCUGUCAAAAAGUCAUACACUUGUGACAGACCAGAUUGUAGGAAAUCAUACACAUCAUUAAUGAGUUACAGGAAACACACCGCUUUGCAUUCAGCUGAGGAAGGAAAUUUACAGUGUAAGAUAUGUGAUGAGGUUUUUACCACCCGUCAGGACAUAAUUUACCAUCUCAAAGUUCACACAGGUAGCCGCACUGUGAAAAAUGAGACUGACAAAAAGUUCACAUGCGACUACUGUGAGCGAAGAUUUUUCACUGCAAAAGAUGUGAGGAGGCAUCUCGUGGUACACACAGGUAGACGUGAUUUUUUAUGCCCAUUCUGCCCACAAAAGUUUGGACGAAAAGAUCAUUUAGUGAGGCAUGUCAAGAAUGCUCAUCCUGAUAAAUCUUGGAGGUCAGCUGCAGUGGGUACAUCUAGUGAACCAACUCCGGAGGCCACUGCAUAUGAAGAAACCUAUACUGAAUUUCAAUUGGAAGGUACAGAAUUCACUAUAUGGAAGUCAGCUUCACCCAAGGAGAGCACAUCAGAAGCACCAACCAGAGUACCGUCCUCUGAUAUAAUUGUUGAAAUACCUGAUAUCCCACCUGACCUAAAUAUAAAAGUGGAACCCUUAGACGCCAAAUUGGAGGACCCUUUAGAUAUUAAAAUUGAGGAGCCACAAUCUCCCACUUGCGAAAUCCUGCCUGUAGGUUACCCUGUAGUGUAUAUGGUUGGACCUCCCUACCCGCAGUCGUCGACAGAUUUGCCGUACAUGACGACGCAACCGUUGUCAGAGACGCAUCUGCUGCAUGCGGAGAAUGUGGAGACUCUGCUGUUGGAUCCAGGCGAAGGGCCUUCUGGCUUAUCGAGUCAAAUCUUAGGCCUUCUGGAAGAGGGCGAGCCAUCGUAUACGGGUGAAGAGGGUCGCCAACAGCGGCUGCCUGCCUUCACGCAGGCGUUCCAGACGGCGCAGAGUCCUAAACCGCCGCCCCCGCCCCCACCGCCCCACUAGCGGAUUCCUGCAUUUAGCCACUGUGAAUAAAACCGAACUACCUCACUAGGUAAGGUUGGUGUAAGCUGUAAAUAGUCUGGAGUAGUAAUUCAAUUGUAAUUUGUUGGACUCGAGAUGUAUGGAAGCUGGGGGGGCGUGCGCCCUCUGUUUAUAUUGCCAAAUUGUAUAUUUGUAUGUCUCAGGUAUACCAAAAUGUUUCCGAAUUCUACAUGAAUAUGUGAUCUAGUCGUGUAUGUAUUUUCGGAAUUGUAUAUUGUUUAAUUUAUAGCAUACAUGUAUGACGUUUAUGGGAGUUAAAUGGGACCAACUCUGUGCUUAGUUCAUGAUUGUGGAAAUAUUUCGGUUGCGACCUCAGCGUGGACUGUGGGUUCGUAGAGCAGAAUUGCCUUAGGAAGUAUGACUCUUGGAAGCAGUACGCUAUUGCAAUAUGUUUUAGGGAAGCGUGCUGCUUUUGACUUGAUGUAAUUACACUGUAGAGCAUACACUUUUCUAUUAGUAAUGGUUCUGAAUUCUGCAAAAUAACAUCAUAUUUGGAAGGGCUACAUUGAAAUAGCAAUCAAACAGAGUUAGACUGUCAUAGAGACACCAUAUUUAGGAUUCAAACACAUUCUAACAUGCAGGAUGUUAUCCAGGGCUACUCGGCAGGCUUGAUCUGGCAACAAAAUGCAAUGAAGAAAUAUAUAACAAUGCAUAUACCUCAGAGGCAUUGCCUCCUUAGUGUAAGACAAUAAAUUAAUUGGGUCUGUAUUCUGAUAGGCAAGAAAACAUAAAUUACUUAUUCAUUGACACUAUUCAAGAAAAUGUGCCAAAUAGUUCCAGAGAAAUAUGAUUCCUUUUGGAAAAUGUUGUAACCGUUUUUGCUCAUUGGGUUCAAAACUCCUGAUGAACGAGGAACUAGUUGGGCAUGCCUUUAAAUUCUGACAAAACCAAAUUUAAAGAAAAAAAUUUAAUCAGACAUAAGAAAAGGUUGCAGGAAAAUUCAGAAUUUCUUAUUGGUAGAACCAUUUUUCUUGGCAUUCUUUGUAGGGAUUAUGAUGAGCCAAAAUUAUGUAAUUUGUUUUGUGAUGUGAACAUGUGCAAGUGUCAGAAGGUUGGAGAAUUAUAGUGAGAAUCUAAACAACAUUGUUGAAAUGUAUUUGAAAUGAUAUGCAGAUGGAUUAUUAGGUGCCUUGCAUUUCAGUACCACUGGCAAUCUUUUAGUAUCAACAAACAAAUAGCUUAGCUGAAUUAAAUGCGGUUUAGAUGAAAGGCUCUGUAAGGCAGUUAACACACUGCUUGCAUCUUUUAUCUUUGCGCUUCAUCCGUCAAGAGCAUUUGCGGUACAAUGUGAUCUUUUUCAAUAUUAAUAAAUCGAAGAUACUGCAUAUUAAGUUAAUACCGCAGCAGAUAGCAUCUCGUGACUGCAGCAGAUAGUGUGGGAACCGCCUAUAGCGCCACCUCCAAGUGCGAAUGUCAAUGCGAAUAUUAACUCCGCCUUCGCUUCGUGUUGGCCGCUACCAUCCUCCGCGCCUCAUCAUACCGCGCUCCUAGACAGUUCUUAUUGGUCGACGGUACCAGUUGAUGUGCCUGUGAUUGGCUUGUGAUACAUUUUGUAACUGUCAUGGACGGCCAAAGCGAAGCGAACAGGUAGUUAAAAAGUGUCACGUAUUUUUUUACACCUAUGGAACUUGGAUGUUAACGCAGUGACGAUCGGAUUGCUAGAGAAUCGCCGUCAUAUCAUCGCUCGCCUAUCGCUUCUCACAGCGUAUAGUGCGAUUCAAACUUUAUGGCUAGCUGAUAAGUUGGCAGCGCGCUCAACAAUGCGCAAGUUUUAAUUAUGUCACAUCCCAAAUUCCCGAGCAUGAUGUAGGCUGAGGCUUCGUCCUACAUUGUGUUACUGAAACGCAAUGUAGGACGAUGCCUGAAACCCAUCUUGCGCUAACUUCAUAGCCAUUGAGUUUGAAUUGCAUUCUACUCGCGGCGUAUUCGGGGCGCACCCGCCGCAGAAUUGUGCCGGUGGAGGUAGCGCCUAAGCCUUAAAAUACGUUAAUAAGACAUUAUAACUAGGUAAUAAAAGAUUGCUUUGGUACAUUUCAGAAUUAUUAAAGUUAUGAAAAUGCUUUUGAGAUUGGCGAAUUUGAUUUCUGAGGAAACCCAUCCACAAAUCGUUUUCGUAAUAUAAGCUCGCGUCCAUUUGUAUUGUCCACCCAAAUACAUCAAUGAUGUGACCAAGUUCUUUGAAUGUUUUUAUUGUAAAUUUUAUAUUUCUUAUAGUAGCGUGGAACUCUUACAGUUAAGCUGUAAGAAAUUAUUGUUACAAUCUCAAAAGCAUUUGCUUUUCAUACCAGACAAUAUGGGUGACCAAUUUAUACAAAGAUAUGCUGCGCUAUGCUAUACUCAAUUUCGUGAAAGCGCUCCUCUUUCAUUUUGAUAAGGAAACUAAUGUGUGUGGCUCUGUUUGUCUUCUAUCAUGAGCACAUCUCUGCUUAACACUGAUUGGUCACCCCAAGUCUCAUUCCUGACACUAGGACACAAUACGUACAUUCUUUUAAGUUUUAUUUUGUAAUUUGAUGGUUUUUAUGAUUCAUAGUUAUGUUCAAUGUUUGGCGUCUAGUAAAGGUAAUUUUCGGAGAGAGGGGAUUGGAUAGCACAUACCUAUGCGAUACCAUGGAUGCAGGAACUGAAAAAUUUAGCUGUAUCUCAUUCUAGCAAGUGGAGUUUUCUUCCUGGUAGCUAAGAAAACUCGCAAUUAAUGCCUGGCGCGCAUACUAUGUGUAAUCCAACCCUUAAAGUAUUUGUAGAGGUGAGAUCCAAUGUUGUAAACGCUUCAUACAUAUAAUAUGUAAAUAAUUCUAAUCUUAUUAGGGUAAUAGGACUGUAAAAAAUUUUAUCUACCUCAAAAACAACUUAUUCAUACGGCUAGAAAUUUAAUAACUAUUUUAGGUUAGUGAGAAUAUUAGGUAUUUUUUUCUAUUUGAGAAAUCGAGUGAGCACAGUAAACCAGGCCGGGUUUGCAGCAUAAUCCGUCGUGUCGACUGCGACUUUAUAAUAUUUGUGCUGAAAAAUAGAAAUCUUUAUUGAUAUAAACAAAUGGAUAUGUAUGAUUAUUAUUAUUUUAAAAUUGUGUUCUGAUAUGCAUUCGGAAUAAUAUAAUUUGUAUCGAUUCGCCAUCCAAAACGCAAAAAGAUCUGGCAAAUUUUUCGUAAUAGUUACAGAAGAGAAAAAAAAACAUUAAAAAUAAAAAAAAUGCAAAAAAAUCGUUUUCUUUUAUAUGUAAUUUAAGGGACUGGAUCUUUUAUCCUCAAAUAAACUUUACAUGUCGCUUGAUCGUUUGAUUAUACAUAUUUUUAUAAGCAAAUAUCAGGAAAGAUUUCUGCGAUACGUGUCUAGGGGUGCUACUUCAGAUGUUAGGAGAAAUGAAUACAAAUAGACUGUAGUAGACAGAGCUAGGAACGUGUCUGCUAGAUCCCUCUAAGGUUGUAGACUGCAUUAGGGAAAGAUUUUUUGUUUUAAAAAAAAAAAGAUAUCAGUCUAUAGUCCUUGGUCCACUAGUCAUACAAUAGCAGCACUAUAAUCUCAAAUAGGCAGUUUGAACCGAGUGAUAUUUGCCAACUUGAUACUAAUAUUAAUAUAUUCAUAGUCUUAUGUCAAUUCAUUAAAUAUAAAGGUGCAUACCAGAAGUACAAAUGCAAAUAUAAAGUGUUAUUAUCUCUUAUAUACAUAUACAUAAAUAUAGUAGAUUAUUCCUCACUUUAGUAUUGGUACAGAAAUAUACAACGAUUUAUGCAAUAUAUUUUUGUAUUUUUUUUUUCUUAGAUUAUAAAAUAUAUUUUAAUAAUUAACAUAUCAAAGACUAAUCCCAUGUUUUGAUGAGCAGAUUGAGUUAGCUUGAACACUGUAUUUUAUGCAUAGCGAAAGUAUCCAAUUUAAUAGAUUUUUUUUCUAUGUAUUUGUUUUGGUGUCCAAGGCACUACACUAAAUUAUCCAAAAUAAUAUUGCUAAAUUGGUAUAUGAUUAGGUUGCGAAUUCCCCUUGUUUAAAACAAGAGAUUAAAUUUAUAAUUGUACAGUCAGUGUUAAAAGUCAAGGAGUUUUACAGAAAAAUUGUCAUCCAUGCAUUAGUAACUGCCUACCUAAAUGUUUAAUACAAAACUAUUAAAAUACUCUGUACUUUUUAUAUCGACUGCACUGUAUUGUUGAAUAUGACGAAUGCGUAAUAUUGUAAUGUGUUGCAUUAUAAUAUAUUUAUUUAUAAAUUAUUAACACAUGUCAGGUGACGAUAAAUAUUGUAUCUGUUAUUGUUUUGUGACACAAAGUGUUCUUAUUUCAUUUUUUUAUAUUUUGGGGAUUUAUUUAUAUGCAUAAUUGAAAAAUGUUAAGUACACCCCAGUUGCAUAGUUUUAUUUUUGUCUUGUAAUGAGUUUGACUCGCGUUUUUUUUUUGUAAAUUACAAUACGUUGUGUAAUGUGUAAUACCAAAUAAUUGUAUUUUAUUUGCUUACAUUAUGUAAGAUUUCGAAUAUUGUCUUGUCCUUGUGUAUAUUUUAACAGCAACGAAAUUCAAUAUGUGAAAGGGAGCUAGCAUGUCUUGUAUAUCUGAUUUUUUUAUUUUCUUGGCAUUCUUCGAUAUUGUUACUAUGUAACUAUGAAUAAUUUUUUUAAAACAACUCAUCAUUUUUAAAGAAAAUAAAAUCUCAGUAGUAGUACCUACAUACUCUGU
Chilo suppressalis (striped riceborer) is the source of this 6647-nucleotide messenger RNA. The record is from the annotation of a GenBank genome assembly. NCBI's taxonomy places the organism in Eukaryota, Metazoa, Arthropoda, Insecta, Lepidoptera, Crambidae.